Molecule: messenger RNA, 1482 nt
Organism: Trichoderma aggressivum f. europaeum
Lineage: Eukaryota; Fungi; Ascomycota; Sordariomycetes; Hypocreales; Hypocreaceae
Exons: 1
Coding region: 1-1482 (493 amino acids)
Source: RefSeq, a predicted model, not a curated record
AUGUCCCCUGAUGUCCUCCCACAUCUUGUGUUUUGCCUCCAAACUCCAACUACCUACAUGUACACAAGAGAAAUGGACGCUUCAGUCAUGCAACAGUCCACCGAGCCUCAUCGCUCAGCAUCGUUGGAGCUGCUGGCGCCCGAGAUACUGCUGCAAAUCGUCACUCAACUGCCCGGCCUCGACACGCUCUGGAAUCUCAUGAGAGCAUCGCCCCAGACAUGGCGCCUAUUUGAUCGAUAUGCUCUGGUUAUCACCGAGGGCAUUCUUUCUGGGCCCAAUUCUGUACUGCCCUCGAGCAUGUCGGAACUUGUAAGAGCAGUCAUCCUCUUACGUUCUGGGGCUCUCCCAUUUCGAGGCAUGCGAGAUGUCCAACUAGGCUUCAUUCGAUGCCAGUUCUGUCGUGUCGAGCAUCCCUUAUUACAGGUUUCAAUCAGCCCAGAAUUACUCGCGACUUCUAGCGUGCCAGUGGCAACCCUUCGAUCAGUCGUUGCAACGGCAUACCAUCUCUCUUCUCUAGCACAGGCAUGCUUGGAAUCGUGCCUGGUGCGAAUAAGAGACCCAAGCUUCAGACCGAUGCACGCUUAUGACCCGCCUGCUCAAUACUUGGGACGCUACAUACACAAUGGCCAGGCAGACGAAGACGUCAAACCCGAGGAUCGCAUUUUUGUUGGCACCCCAGUGCAGGUGGUUGAUGCAGGAGAGCCUAGCUGGAUCGAAGAAAUGCGAGCACUGCGCGCCAUGUGGAUUAUACAGUUUGUCGGUGAAUUGCAGCGCCUAGUUGGAGACAGAUCGGGGACGAUGGGCUGGUCAGAAGAAGACAUAAAGAAGCUCAGCAACACGGAUGCGGUCAACUUGGCGAAUUGUAUCGGCCGUCCAGCAGAAGAGUUGAACACUGCGAUGCUAUAUUUGAAAACCCGCGGGGAUGCCGUGAACAACAUGUACUACCGACUACCCCGAGCGCCUUCAGCUACUACAAGUGCCAGGCGGACAAUGAUUUCUCCAAAGCUAAAUAAAAAUGCACUAAUAGUGUAUGGGUUUCGCCGUGAUAACGAGAUCCAUGCAUUGACAAAAGGUUCUCCUGUGCCUGAAGAUGGUGAACCAGUGCUUAGCAGCCCCUGGCUAUGGGGCCAAGCCGAGCACCACACACUCCAACCAAGUGCUGGUGCGGGCUUCUUCUUCAGACAUCUGACAGCCGGCAGACUAUUGAUGGUCUCACCCCUCAAGGGAGUCAAGUUUGACUCGUUUCGUCCAAUGGGCUUUGCCUUUUGGGAUCGAUGGAGGAUGUAUCUGCUAGGAUUGUUGGGCUCAGAGUCACAAGAAUGGACAGUCAAUGGAAAGGAGUAUUUACCCUACUUUUAUUAUUUCGCCUGGGAAAGCAUUAUGCCUCCUGAAGAGGUUGCCAGUGUAAAGGCUGCUAUUAGGGAGAAAAGACAGCCUAUAGCUCAUCUAAAUCCUAUCGUUGCUUUACCCCAGGGGGAAUAA